Messenger RNA from Ceratitis capitata (Mediterranean fruit fly), 7211 nucleotides. RefSeq names its product dorsal-ventral patterning protein Sog (gene sog). Lineage: Eukaryota; Metazoa; Arthropoda; Insecta; Diptera; Tephritidae. The record is from RefSeq and is a predicted model, not a curated record. The transcript has 8 exons. Gene Ontology annotation, molecular function: protein binding. The coding region runs from base 2293 to 5793 and encodes 1166 amino acids.
CAUAAGUGGUUGCAAUAAUGCGAUCAUCAUAACGUAGUUGUUUACGACAAUCAACGCGACAAACGAUGUGGACACCGGUGUAUAGCCGAUGUGAGCGUCCAACGUCAUUCGCUGGCAAAGGAAGUGGCUGCUCAAUGCAGUAGCUACUGCUUAAAGCCAUCAUGCAACACCAACACCAGCAACAACAAAAGCGGCAGCAGAAGCAACUGCAAUGGUAUUCAUUAACAUUUCAAAGAGGCAAGCGUACUCAUGCAUAUAUGUAUGCAUGCAAAUAUGUACAUAUGUAUGCAACUGUGCCGUUAAAAAGACGAGCAGCCAUACGAGCUCAGCGCCAAACAGCCGAAUUAGUGGAUACGUUGUAGUCACUACGGUCAAGCCGUCUGUCUGCAAAUUCAAAUGUUUGCAUACAGAGCGCACGCUGUCACAUACAACUUCAUUUACAUUCGCAAGCAUGAAUGUAUGAGCGUACAUUGGAGAUUGGUGAGCGCCAACUCACUGCGACGUUUAGCAGAGCUAAGUAAGCGACGAACAGGGCGUCGCAACGCCAUGUAGAGCAAGCGAAGAGCAGACGAACAGCACACCAUCGUCGUGUAUCUGAACGAACUCGUAGUAGUGUAUCUUAAUAUCUUGCUUGCUUUCAAGCAGAGUGGGCACAUACCGACCGCGAUCGAGCGCGUUUAGCGAACAGACACAACCACGCAGCUAACAGUCAGCCAGUCGACAGACAAGCAACGAAUACGAGAAAAAACUUUUGUAAUUUUUCAUUAGUGCGCGUACGCUAAGGGGUUUAUUUAUUCAACGACGGAUACCGUGUGUGGACAUUAUUUUUCGAAACGUUCGCAAAGAAACAUAGCACAAUACGAUCGAACCAACAGAUAACGUCUCAUCAUUGAAUACAAUUAAAUUGCAACAAUUAAUAAACGGAUUGCUAAAGUGCAACGAGUCAGACCAAAAAAAAAAAAACAGCUAAGGCGAACUAACAGUAACAUUAACAAUAAAUAAACUGUGCUUCACUUAAGAAAAUAUUUUAAAAUAAAGUGUGUAAAAAUAUUAUAUGAGCGCUAGAGCGCGAGGAAACGAACAGCGGAAACCCGUGGAAGGGGCAAAACACAAAUUUUCCUACUUGCAAAACGGCAAAACCGCGACGGCAAGACGUCGCGAAGAAAGCAGUGAACAUAGCAGGCGCCAGCAGAUAAACAGUUUAUUAAAAGAAAUAUUGAAAUUUUGAAAAUAAAAAUCAAGUAGGCCAACAGACGAACGCGCCUACACAUACGACAAUUGUCGAGCUUUAGAAAUUCAUUGAUAAAUUGUUGACCGCGCAGAAGUUGGUAAGCCUGGUACGGCGGCAAGCCCGCGCAUAGCCUGCACAAGGAAGUCACAGUCAAAGAGAAGUCCGAAAGCGCAUAAUAACGUGCAAAGCAAAAAUAAAGCAAAAACAUUAAUAAUUUAUAUUAAACGGCAGAGGUGUGUUAUCUAAUCUUUAAGCGUUUGCUCGCUCCACACACACACACACACGCUAACCAGUUAACAACAACAAGUACACCAAACAAAAAACAUCAACAACAACAAGCGCGCAAGUAGCUUGUCAUUCGCGCCCGAUACGCAACCAAGUGUAUCAUAGCGUCCGUCAGAUCAGGCAGCCAAUCAGCCAGUCAGUCAGUUGUUAGACGGCGUCAGAACUCGAGCGAGUUUCUUUGUCAUCUGAGAGCAGCGCACAAUUCUGCUUUUAUUUCUGUUUUGUAUCAUUAUUUUCUUUUUACUUUUUUUUUACUCAUUUGCGCCAAUUAUAGCGCGCAUACUUACCUCGUUCAUUCAUUUUCGUUGCGUGAAAUCAGUGCUAAAGGAGCGCAAAAUCAACUCGGCCAUAAUAUCCGGCGUUCAGCAGUCAUAAUAUGAACGUGUGAAAGAACAUCGAAAAUUCAUACAUAAAUACAUACAUAUGUAUGUACAUAUGUAAAUAGCGCAUUUGCAAUAUUUAAUUUUAUAUUGUCUAAACAAGUGUGUGCAUAGAUUUGCAGUGCAAAUAAUUUUCUAUGAAGAAAAUAAAUUAAAAGUGCAAAGUAAAAACAACAAGUGAAGUGCAGUGAGUUUAGCUAGAAGAAGCAGAAAUAUUGUAAUUUGCGCAGCAACAGCGUUAGUCGAAACAGCAGCUGUGAAAGAAAAUUAAGUAUAAAAUAAUAAAAUCAUUUUGGUUGACUUCUGCUGGUCACACGAACAAAUACAUACAGAUAUACAAAGUGAAAAGUGCAGGAAUAAAAUCCAGAUUCAAGUCUAAAAGCGAACCACAUAAAAAUGGUUAUCAUGAGCAGCAACAACAGUAGUACAAAUCAGCUGGGAGCGCCACAAGCGACCACAGCAGCAGCAUCGGCAGCAACAUCUAUUAAAACCAUCGGUGCAGCCAGUUCAUGGAGAUCCACAACGGCAAAGUCAGCGACGGCUACCAAGCGCUGCGCCGCGCAAUUAGACACAGCAACAGUUAUGCUUAAAUCAGGCAGGACGAUGGCAAUGGUGACUGCAACCACACCAACAUUAAAAGCAGUAGCAAAAGCAACAACAACAUUUCCAGCAUUAUGCGCAAAAUGGUCAGAAACAGCAGCAGCAACGGCCGUUACAGGAAAACCAGCGCGGCCAGCACCAUCAUUAUCGUCGUCGACAAAUCUGCUCUUAAAAUUCAUCAUAUUUGCCGUUUUGAUCUGUACAACGCCAACUUUCGUUAGCGGCCGACGGCAUGCGCCACUUAUGGUUGAAGAAACGGUGGGCAAUCGUCGAAACAAUAGACCAGUUGUUUCGGAGUGUCAAUUUGGCAAGACAGUACGAGAGAUCGGCUCCACAUGGUUUGCGGAUCUUGGGCCGCCAUUCGGAGUUAUGUACUGUAUACGAUGUGAAUGUGUAGCGGUGCCGAAGCAACGUCGUAUCGUCGUGCGCGUACAAUGCAAGAACAUUAAACACGAAUGUCCGCCGACAUUGUGCAGUGACCCAGUACAGCUGCCCGGUAAAUGUUGCAAAACAUGUCCUGAUAAAAAUGGUAAGCGUGAGAUUUCUGUGCCGAAGCAACGUCGUAUCGUCGUGCGCGUACAAUGCAAGAACAUUAAACACGAAUGUCCGCCGACAUUGUGCAGUGACCCAGUACAGCUGCCCGGUAAAUGUUGCAAAACAUGUCCUGAUAAAAAUGAUACGGACGUGUUUUUGGAUAUGCCUGCCCCAGUGAAUACUGAAGAAGAGGAGCGCAACAUGAAACACUUUGCCGCUCUACUCACGGGUAGGACAUCACAUUUCUUGAAGGGCGAAGAGAUGAAAGCUAUGUAUGCGACCGGCACUUAUAAUCAGCAAAAUAUUGUUGCUACGGGCCGUUUCUUGUUCCACAAAAAGAACCUCUACUACUCCUUCUACACUUCAGCGAAAAAUAAUCGACCACGUACCAUACAAUUCGUCAACGAUGCUGGCACCAUCCUCGAGGAGCACCAAUUGCAGGCCCCACUCUCCGAUACGCAGAGUGUGUAUCAGAAUGCGACUGGUAAGAUUUGUGGUGUGUGGCGGCGUGUGCCACGUGAUUAUAAGCGUUUGCUGCGUGACGAACGUUUGUAUGUUGUCUUGCUGUGGGGUAAGAAAGAUCAAAUCGAUCUAGCGCUGGGAGGCAAGAUAGCCUUGUAUAACGCUUUGCAAAAGGAAAUGUUCAGCUCGUUGUUGGAACCUGCUCCGGGCACCAAAGCUUCACUAAUGAAUGGCGCUGGCGGUACGGCUAUUGUCUCGACAACUAGCGGCGCCGCAGCAUCUGUUCACUUGACACUUGUCUUCUAUGGUGUCAUCGGUUCCGAUGAACACUUGGAUACGCCAGUCAAUGUACGCGUCGAGUCACCUGAUCGCAAAGAAAUCGUUUUGGAUGAAAUACAAAAGGUGCGCAAACCCUCGUCAGAAGUAAAUGUUUUGGAAAUAUCUUCACCUAUAUCCAUACCGAUGCUGCGUUCGAUGUCGCGUGGCAAACUGCUGCUCACAAUCGAAUCGAAAAAGAAUCCACACUUGCGCAUACAAGGGCAUAUUAUCACCCGAACCACUUGCGAACUCUUCCAGACCCUUCUGACACCACACAAUGCAGAAGCCAAGACAAAGAGUAGCGGAUUAGCCUGGGUAUUCCUCAAUACGGAUGGCUCGCUUUCGUACAACAUCGAAACUGAUCACAUCAGCACUAAGGACAGACCAGAAAUCAAUCUAAUGGAAGACUUGGGUAAACGUAAGACUAUGCUGGAGAAUCUUACACCCACCUUCAAUUUCAAUCAAGCUAUUGGCACAAUCGAUAAGCUAGGUCCAAAAGCACUCGAAUCUCUGUACGAAGGCGAUUUGGGCGUCAAUAUUGCUAUUGAGAACGAGCCGAGCCUCAUACGUGGUCAUUUUGUGCCGCGUCCUGUUGCCGAUGCACGCGACUCCGCUGAGCCCAUACUCUUGAAACGUGUGGAGAAUGCGACGGAAGCGCCGACACACGCAAUGGGCAUGGCUUGGCUAGCCAUCGAUAACGAAUGUAACCUACACUACGAGAUCACCGUAAAUGGCUUUCAAUCAAAUCCACAAGACUUGCAAAUAUAUCUCGAAGAGAAGCCCAUCGAAGCUAUUGGAGCGCCGGUAACACGCAAAUUGCUUGAAGAAUUCUCCGGCUCCUACAUGGAGGGCUACGUGCUUGGCAUGCCAUCCAUCGAUCUCGUUAAACUGGAAACUAGCGUUUGCUAUUUGGAAAUCCACACAAAGGACAAUAGUAAGCCAGUACUACGCGGUAAAUUAAAGUCCACCAAAGUGCCAUCACAUUGCUUCCCUAUACACUCGGAUAACAAUGUACCGAAUGCGCCGGGUGACCACAGUGGCAGUAAUCUCAUUGCCCCAGAUGCCAAGUGUUUCCAUUCGGGCCGCUUUUAUGAUGAGUCAGAACAGUGGCACAAUGCCAACGAUAUUUGUCAAAUGUGCGCCUGUCAACGGGGCCAACCCACUUGCGAACCGGUCAAAUGUCCGAACGUGCAAUGCAAACCCAACGAAGAGCUGGUGCGACGCGAUGGCGAAUGCUGUUCCAUGUGUAUACCACAAAAUGUAGCGCUGGAGACGGAAAAUGAUGCGGAACAGAGCGCAAGAGGUUGCCGUUUGGGUGAUCAAUUCCAUUUGGCCGGCGCCAUUUGGCAUCCGUUCUUGCCACCCAACGGCUUUGAUACCUGCACCACAUGUACCUGCGAUGUGCUUACAUUGGAAGUGCGAUGCCCACGUAUGGUCUGCCCCCCGCUGCCUUGCUCGGAGAAAGUCUCCUACCGACCGGACAAGAAGGCCUGCUGCAAAGUAUGCCCCGAAGGCAAAUCGUCACGCGGCGACAAGGCCGGUCCAUCCAAUCCAAACGUCCUGCAGGACCAGGCAUCGCACAGAACGACAACCACUGAAGAUAUACUCAGUCAAGGCGGAUGCAAGGUGCUAAAUAAAGUGUACGAAAACGGGCAAGAAUGGCAUCCAAUAUUGGCAUCACAUGGCGAACAGAAAUGCAUCAAAUGUCGUUGCAAGGACUCGAAGGUAAAUUGCGAUCGUAAGCGUUGCUCGCGCUCCACCUGCCAGCAGACCCGCAUCUCAGCGAAGCGGAAAUUCUAUGAGAAACCCGGCGUUGGCGGCAACACAAACGAACCCGCUAUCGACGAAUGCUGCACGACGCAAUGCAGACGUUCGCGACGCCACCACAGGCGCACGCACCAAGAGCGUGCGGACGAGAGGCAACAGCAGACGAAGCGCGCGCAACAGCAAGCGAAUACAAAUCGAAGCGGCCACAGCAGCUGAGCGCCACAUACAGACAAAACGCAAAACAAUUACGCAUACAUACACAUAAUAACGCGCGAAUAAUACAGCAAAACAAAAAAGAUAAGAACAAAAUCGCUAUUUUCUGCUGAUGAAAAUGCAAGGUUUUGUCACUUUUUUUUAAAUAAAAAACACAAACAAAACAGAACUGAAUCUGAAUGAGGCGAUGAUCGAUGAAAGUGUAGGGGAGCGCAGAAGCACUGAAGCAGCGAAAUAUGUUUAAAGCAAAGAAAGCUAUAAGUUAACCCAUUAAGCGCCCAGCCAAAAUACAUACAAACAUAUGUAUGUAUGUACAAGCAAAUUAAAUGAAAUGCAUGCGACAGCACUUGCUGAAUACGUUAUUUGCAAAUCAAUUUAGGAAUUAUCAGUGCAGUUGGCUUAACGUAGAGAAUGUGAGCAAGCAAAACAAAACAAAAUUCUUUUCAAAGGCCAAACAGUCUUCUGUGAAUGAAAAUUUUUAUAGUCAUUGUGAAUUUCUACAACAACAAAUACCUUAAUUGGGCAGCAACAGUUAUCAGCCGCGUGUUGAAGAGAUCGAGCGCGGCAGGGAGAGAGAGAGAAACAGUGCAAGAAUGAGAAACACAUCCCAAACGUUUCGACUGAUUGACUGAAUGGCAUAGAAAUAAGUAAAAGAAAUUAAAAACAAAAAAAAAUUUUGCAAAAAUAUAUAUAUAUAUAUUUACACAUAUGUAUUUGUUUUUUUUUUUAUAUAUAUAUAUAUUGUAUUAUCGUAAAAUAUUAAUAGUACAUACAUAUACAUGUAGUUAUUUAUAUGUGUGUAAUUGCAAGCGUAAUCAAACACACAAGCGCACCGCACACAUACAGACAUACAUUUACGAGUAUACCCCACACGCUUUCACCCUCAAUCAUUGUUGUUAAUUAUUACACACACACACAUAUACACAAUUACAUGUUCACCCGCACAUAAAUACACACAUACAUACAUAUCCAUACAUAUCGACUCGUACAGCAAACCCACCCUUUCGCGCAUUUUCACCACAUAACUGUAUUAAUGUUUUAUUAUUAUUAUAAUUACCCUUAUUUAAACAAAUUCGAGCUAAGUUUUCUAACUUUUAUUUUUUGUGUAAUAUUUUAAGUAAAAAAAAAAAAAAAAAAAAAAAAAAAAAAAUUAAUGCAAAUUUUUACUUAAACUUAGCUUUAGAUGUUUUGCCUUAGCAUUAGUUGGUUAUUUUUAAUUUCUGUUUAACACUUUUGUAUCAUACAACCAAUUGCGAAAAAACUAAAAAAAAAGUAAUACAAAUUAUUUAUAUUUGUAAUUAUAAAAAUCAAUUUUUAUGCUGAGUAAAUGCACUUAUAUUUCCCUCGCUUUGCUGUGUCGCGAAGUCAGACGAAAUAUUUUCAUUCAUUUAUUUUUGAAAAAAAAAAGAUGAAAACUCAAA